This is a messenger RNA of Dentiscutata heterogama, 370 nucleotides long. Lineage: Eukaryota; Fungi; Glomeromycota; Glomeromycetes; Diversisporales; Gigasporaceae. The record is from the annotation of a GenBank genome assembly.
UAUUUUUAACAAUACUUAUCCAGAAUUAUUAUCAUUGCAUCAACAAAUAGAAGAAUUUCAAAUAGCUUACCAAUCUAAUAUUAAAGUAAUAAUACCUUAUAAUCCAAUUGUUGAAAAUUUUCAUAAUCAAGAAGAAUUAGAUAAAUCUAUUUUAUUAGAUGAAUCUAAUUUAAAUAAAUCUAUUUUAAAUAAUGAACAGAUAAAUAAGUUUAAAAAAAUUUAUCAUGAAAAUAAAAUUGAAAAUAUUGAUGAUAAUAAUGAAGAUUCAAUUUUAAAUAUUAAAACAAAUUGGAAAAAAAAGAUGAAGAAGCUUAAUAUAAAAAAUUACAAACAACAAUAUAUUAUAAAGAAAUAUAUCUUUAAAAUUUAG